AUGGAAUAUCCAGAGGAUACUCCUCGCUCUCGUAUGGAUAUUAGACUUUAUGAUUCAGAUGUUGAAGAAAUUGAUGAUAAAUCUAUGUUAAGACAAAAAAGAAAAAUUACAACUUUACCUGAUGAUUCUUCAUUAUUAAAUAAAAAUUCACCAGUAACUACCCCAACACAAAGGAAAAAUAGAAAUAGAUUAUCACCAAUUAAAUCAAAUGUAUUUGUUGAUAGAAUUUCAAAUUCACCUUUAUCAAAAUAUUCAUUACAAAACAGUCCAACUAAAAAACCAAUAUCAAAUAGAGAAGAAGUUUAUGUUAGAGAUGAUAUUUUAUCAUUAAAAUCAGAAGUUAGAUCUUUAAAAAAGGAAAUUCUUAAAAGAGAUGAAGAACGAUUGAAAAGGGAUAAAGAAUUAGAACUUGAAAAUUUAAAUUUAAAAGAAAAAUUAAAUAAUUCAAAAGAUAUAGAUAAUAACGAUUAUGAUAAUAAUGAUAAUGAUAAUAACAAUAAUAAACAAAAUCUGAUUCAAUGUUAUUUGCUACAAUCUGAAAAUAAUGAUUUAAAUUCAAAAUUGAAGAAACAAAUUGAUAUAAAUAAAAAAUAUAAAUAUUCAAAUCAAUUAUGGGAAUCAAGAUUUGAUACACUUCAAAAACAAUAUAAUGGAUUAUUAGAUGUUUUUAAAUUACAAUCUACAUUUGUUGAUAUGUUAAAAUUACAAUUGGAUAAUGAUUCAAAAAAUCAAAUAUCAAGAGACCAUAAUGAAAUAAUCAAAAAUGAAGAAUUAGUAAAUAAAGUAGCAGAACUAAUUAAAACUUUAGAAAAAACGAAAGAAUUAAACACACCUAUAACAACUUCAUCUACACCAAGUAUUAAUAAUAUAACAUCACCUAUUUUAAAAAAAGACAAAUCAAAUUCAAUUGCAACAAAAGUUGAUAAAUCAAUUCUAAGUAUUGUUACCCCAGAUUCUACUCAAUCAAAAAAUCUGAAAUCAAAUGAAAAAUCAAUUUUAAAUCAAUUUAAUGAAGAUCAAGAUAAAUUUAUUGAAAAAAUUAUUGAAGGUGUUAGUAAUAAAUUAAAUUUACAACAUCAAAUUAUCAAAUCACCUAAUGUAUUAUCUGAUAAAUCAAGUAUAAACUCUCAUACACGAAUCCAUAACAAAUCCAAACCAUUUCCAAAUUUGGAUGAAACUCACCAAGAAAUUUUCAAUUCACCACUUGCAGAAAAAAAGUUCCCUCAAAAAUUGAAUAGACCAAUAUCUACUAACCAAAUUAAUAAGUCGACUCAAACCUCAAUACAUUUAUUACCUGGUCAAUCAAUUAGAGAAGAAGUAAAAGAUAGAAAAUUAGAAGAAUCAGAAAUAAAUGAAAAAAUUUCAGAAAAUUCAACUAACCAAGGUAAACGUUCACAAUCCGUGAACUCGACAAAUCAAAUCAAAGACCAUUCAAGUCCAAAUUCUACUGACAAAUUAAACGAGAAUUUUGUCGAUUCCUUUAAUGCAUCAAACAUAUCGAUUCGAAGCAAUAAAUCAUCGUCGCUUAGUUCAUCAACUUCAAAAUUAAAUACAACUUCUAAAGGCUACGAGCCAUUAUCUAAAUCGUUCACUUCUAAAAGUUCAAAGCAUGAAAAUAAAAAUAAUUUAAAUUCCAUGAAAAUAUAUGAAGAACAAGAAGAUAAAACUCAAGAAUUAAAUCUUAAUGAAAUGUUUAAAUUAAGUUCAAAUUGUUGUGAUCAAGAUAAAGAAUAUACUGCUUCUUGUAUGAUCAAAGGUGUAGAAAUUAUUAACAAAUCUUAA
This is a messenger RNA of Lodderomyces jiufengensis, 1782 nucleotides long. RefSeq lists its product as uncharacterized. Bases 1 to 1782 code for a protein of 593 amino acids. The record is from RefSeq and is a predicted model, not a curated record. Lineage: Eukaryota; Fungi; Ascomycota; Pichiomycetes; Serinales; Debaryomycetaceae. The transcript has a single exon.